Molecule: messenger RNA, 3817 nt
Organism: Larimichthys crocea (large yellow croaker)
Lineage: Eukaryota; Metazoa; Chordata; Actinopteri; Sciaenidae
Gene: enc3
Product: ectodermal-neural cortex 3
Exons: 4
Coding region: 429-2198 (589 amino acids)
Biological process (GO): ubiquitin-dependent protein catabolic process
Cellular component (GO): Cul3-RING ubiquitin ligase complex; cytoplasm
Molecular function (GO): protein binding
Source: RefSeq, a predicted model, not a curated record
AUGUGUGCACCGACCCUGCAGUUGGAUGCAGAAUAAAGAAGGACUUUGCAGUUGUGUUUUAGCCCAUUGGACAAUAGCAGGAGGAGGAGGAGGAGCCAGUGUGAACACUCCGGCUGCCUCUGCUCUUUCUCUCCGCUCCUCUCGUCGCUCUCCCGCAGGCUGCGUGGCUUUCCCGAGAACAAAACGGAGCUGCUAACUUUUAUGACAUUGUUUGUUUGUUUGUUUGUUAUUACGCGUUUAAACUCAAAGCUCGACGCGCAGACAAAUGGCUCAACCAUUUCCGAACAUCUUAGGACACGAUUCAGUUUUAAAGUCGGAUCGCGGAUUUCUUUAAAAUUGUGCCACACCACUUCAAACAAUCCAACGGCGGAACAAGUUGUAGUCGAGAUAAAGGAAUCCGGAUUGCGCCCAUCAAGGUUCAAGUCAAGAUGUCUGUCAGUAACCAUGAAAACAGAAAGUCCCGCUCUAGUUCAGGCUCCAUGAAUAUCCAACUCUUCCAUAAGACAUCCCACGCCGACAGCUUGUUGACUCAGCUCAACUUACUGCGCAAACGAAAAGUCUUCACAGAUGUCGUCCUGAAGGCUGGAAAUCGAUGCUUCCCCUGCCACCGGGCAGUCCUGGCCUCCUGCAGCCGGUACUUUGAGGCCAUGUUCAGUAGCGGGCUCAGGGAGAGUCGUGAUGCUGACGUCAACUUCCACGACUCUCUCCACCCAGAGGUGCUGGAGCUCCUGCUUGACUAUGCCUACUCGGCCCGAGUCAUCAUCAAUGAGGAAAAUGCAGAGUCGCUCCUCGAAGCUGGCGACAUGCUUCAGUUUCACGACAUCCGGGACGCAGCAGCGGACUUUCUAGAAAAGAAUCUCCAUGUCUCCAACUGUCUGGGAAUGAUGCUCCUGUCAGACGCACACCAGUGCCAGAGACUGUACGAGCUGUCGUGGAGGAUGUGCCUGGCAAACUUUGCAACUCUGUUCAAGACAGAGGACUUCCUCAGCCUGCCCAGAGACAAAGUCCAGGAGCUGAUCCUCAGUGAGGAACUGGAGGUGGAGGAUGAGAGCCUGGUGUACGAGGCUGUUAUUGACUGGGUUAAGGCCGACAUGGAGCACAGGCACAGUGAGCUGCCUGAGCUGCUGCGUUGUGUCCGCCUGGCGUUGCUCCCUGAAACGUACCUGCUGAACAACGUUGCUUCAGAGGAGCUGGUGAUGUGCCACAAGGUGGGUCGGGAGAUUGUUGAAGAUGCCGUACGGUGCAAAAUGAGGAUCCUCCAGAAUGAUGGUAUCGUGACGGGGUUCUGUGCUCGACCGAGGAAAGUUAGCCAGGCCCUGCUUCUGCUGGGAGGACAGACUUUCAUGUGCGAUAAAGUCUACGUGAUCGACAACAAGACCAAGGAGAUCACCCCCAAAACAGACAUCCCCAGCCCCAGGAAGGAAUGCAGCGCUUGUGCUAUUGGUUGCAAGGUUUAUGUCACUGGAGGACGUGGUUCUGAAAACGGGGCCUCCAAAGAUGUCUGGGUCUACGACACAUUACACGACGAAUGGUCCAAAGCUGCACCUAUGUUGGUAGCCAGAUUCGGACAUGGGUCUGCAGAGCUCGAUCACAUAUUAUAUGUUGUGGGAGGACACACUUCCCUGGCAGGAUCCUUCCCUGCGUCCCCCUCUGUGUCUCUCAAACAAGUGGAACAGUACGACCCUCAGACCAAUAAAUGGACCCUGGUGGCUCCGCUCAGAGAAGGGGUGAGCAAUGCUGCUGUGGUCGGAGCCAAAAACAAACUCUUUGCCUUUGGGGGCACCAGUGUAAACAGAGACAAAUACCCCAAGGUGCAGUGCUUUGACCCUUGCCAGAACCGGUGGUCCGUGCCAGCUGCUUGUCCACAGCUAUGGCGCUACACUGCAGCGGCUGUGGUUGGCAAUCAUGUUGUGGUGAUCGGAGGUGACACUGAAUUCUCAGCCAGCUCUGCCUACCGGUUCAACAGCGAGACGUACCAGUGGUCAAAGUUCGGCGAUGUGACAGCAAAACGGAUCAGCUGCCAUGCAGUGGCGUCGGGAAACAGACUCUAUGUGGUUGGAGGGUACUUUGGAGCUCAGAGGUGUAAGACUCUAGACUGUUACGAUCCAUCAUCAGACUCUUGGGACAGUGUGACCAGUGUGCCCUACUCACUCAUUCCCACUGCCUUCGUCAGCACAUGGAAGUACCUCUCAGCAUAGAAAGAGAUGAACUGGUUUUUAUGAUCAGCCGUGGUGUCUGGUAUGCAGGCAUGUGUCCCCCUUCACUGGCUUCACGGGGGAGGAGGAGGAGGAGGAGAAAAAAAGGGAAGAGUUUGUGUGUUCCUGCUGUGGCUCCAUCCAGCCUGAUUCACAUUAUCUUCAGCUGCAGAGAAGUGAAAGGCCUGAACCCUGGAAACAGCCCAGAGACUGGAAGUCUGCGGCCUCUUUCCACCUGAUGUGUUUACUUAUACUUCUUGUGUAACUAUCCCAUGUAGCCUCUAGCCUGAGCUGGGCUCGUUGCCAUGCAUACUGCCCAGACUUCACAGUCAUCCCUAUAUAACAUGCAAAGUACAACCGGAAAACCAACCGACACACAUCUUCAGACUUUUCUCUUUCCACCUCCUCUGGCGGAUCUUCUACUGUGACUGUAUCGGCCCUACACUGCUCAGCUGACUCACUCCAUCAUCAAAUGUGUGUAUCAUCGCGCCAGUAGAUUACCAGUUUAACAGACUCUGCAAGGACGUAUGAGUGUCUCUCUUACUGACGUGUUGUUUUACAGGCAAAUGAAAACGAACGCCGGCUGUCCUUUUUGUUGUGGUUUCUCUUCCCUCCUUCUGACACGGGGCGCUUACUCAGGUGUAAUUUAUUUGGACUGCUGAUAGACUGAAUUAGACCUUUGCUAUGCCAGGCCUAUGGGGAAGGAGAGAAGACAUUUGGGGAAGUGUAUGAUUUUGUGCACAGAAACAAUCUUCCUGUCUGUAUUUUUAGACUUUGGACUUGGGCUUCCCUCAAUUUUGGUGAGCUAAAUUUGUAUCGUCCUCUUUGACUUAAAAUACACACUCGCAAGAGAGAAUGUGGCCCAUUACGUCUGAAAAAGACACUUUUCUGUUUCAAGAUGUUAUUUCAAACUAUGAUUUUUGUCCUUUUUUUCCCCUAUGUUCUGUGUCUCAGGGUUAUGUACAGUUUUGCCUGUAUUUCUUUUUUUUCAAGGGAGGGUAACAUGUUUGUUUUCUGUCUUUUUUGUGAAUGUAUUAUUUUGUUAUAAACUAUUUUACAGAACUCUCAUUUUAGAAUAUCUCAAUUACAUAAAAAUUUUUGUCAUGUGAACAUGUAUGAUUACUCUUAAUGCCAGUGGUCAUAUUUAAAACAAAUGUUGCCAAAACAUGAGUAGUUAACCUUAGUGUCAUUCUAGAUUUAAAUAACAAAAGCUAAAUGUGUGUAAAGUAGUUAACAAAUACUUUGGAGCUAUAAUAUUUUUUUCAUUUCAUACUUCAGGAUCAUUAAUGGAAGUCUUUUGUGUGUAUAGUUUGUAUAUUUUUCUUUGUAAUUAAUUUGUAGAAGCCUUUGAUUUGCACAAUUUGUACAAAGAAAUCUCCUUUUUGUCUUAAUUUUGUAUCUUUGUCUUAACCCAGCUUGGGUAGUGUGAAUAAUCAAAGCCUUUUUGUAGCAAACUAUCAAGUUGUUUCUCUUCAUUUGCUCUGUGUACAAGUCUGCAGUUUCCCAAAUAUAUCAAAAUAUAUAUCAGAUUGUCUGAUAUAUUAAGCUAUUACUGAUACACCAUCUGUUACUUCAUGUUCUACAACUCAUAACUCGUCAAUAAAUAUCUUGUUGAAAACAUA